Molecule: messenger RNA, 1662 nt
Organism: Cucurbita maxima (winter squash)
Lineage: Eukaryota; Viridiplantae; Streptophyta; Magnoliopsida; Cucurbitales; Cucurbitaceae
Product: chaperone protein dnaJ 49
Exons: 3
Coding region: 296-1348 (350 amino acids)
Biological process (GO): cellular response to misfolded protein
Cellular component (GO): endoplasmic reticulum membrane
Molecular function (GO): Hsp70 protein binding
Source: RefSeq, a predicted model, not a curated record
AAGUCUCCACGGCUUUUAAUGGAAAUGAAAAGUCCUGUCUGCUGACGAACGAAGGCCAUUGCAGCAGGCCAACUCCGAGCUCGGUGUUCAUGGGGAAAUUUUUUCUAUUAGGAGUUCAAUCUUCUGAAUGAAUCCCGAUCCUCAUCUUUCUCCGAGUUUGAAGCUGUCAAUCUUCUUUCAUCAGGUCUUAUCUGUCACGAAUUUGUUAUCAGUAUAGUUGGAAUUGUGUAUGAGAUUGUGCUGAAGGAAAUCCGGCGGUUUAGGGUUUUCUUUGAAAGAUUGUGUCGGUACGAUUAUGGAUGGGAAUAAGGACGAAGCUUUAAGAUGUAUUCGCAUAGCGGAAGAAGCAAUUGCAUCGGGGAAUAAAGAGCGAGCACUCAAAUUCAUUAAAAUUGCUUGUCGCCUUAAUCGGAGUUUGGAAGUGGACGAGUUAUUGUCGGCGUGCGAGGAAAUCGACUCGAAAUCACCUUCAUCUUCCUCCGAUGGGAAACGCACGGGAAAAGUUCAUAGUGUUUCUGGUUCGGCGAAUCAUGUUGACGGUUUGAAUGGUGAACGUAAUUACAGUAUUGAAAAUGUUCAAUUGAUCAGGCAGAUAAAAACAGCUAAGGACUAUUACAAAAUUCUUGGUGUGGAGAAAACUAGUUCGGCUGAAGAAAUUAAGAGGGCUUAUAAGAAAUUGUCCUUGAAAGUUCACCCUGAUAAGAACAAGGCUCCUGGUUCAGAUGAAGCAUUCAAGAAAUUAUCCAAGGCUUUCAUGUGUUUGAGCGAUGACACGUCGAGAAGGCAAUAUGACCACACAGCUUUGGUUGAUCAAUAUGAGUACAACCAACAGCAUAAUGUAAGGCGCAGGAGAACGGGUCGUGAUUUGUUUGAAGAAAAUUUUGAUCCUGACGAGAUAUUCAGGGCGUUUUUUGGGCAAGGAAAUAUGUUUCAGACGAGUCGUGCUUAUACUUAUAGCACUGGAGGUGCGAGAAGCCAACGGAGGACAGAAUCUGAUGGGGGAGGUCCCAACUUGUUGGUUUUACUUCUAAUGUUACCAUUCUUGUUAAUUGUCUUGUUGGCUUAUAUGCCCUUUCCAGAGCCAGACUAUUCUUUGCAUAAAAAUCUAUCCUACAUUAUUCCCAUGGCUACGGAGAAACAUGGAGUGGAGUUUUUUGUCAAAUCAUCAGAUUUUGAUGAAAGAUAUCCUCUUGGAAGCCGAGCUCGAUCUGAAAUAGAGAGUAGUGUGAUUAGGGAUUAUAAAAGCAUGGUUUGGCGUUAUUGUCAUGUAGAACUCCAGAGACGCAAGUGGAAUAAAAAUCUCCCAACUCCUCAUUGCGAGAAGAUGAAUAAUCUCGGGUUUGCAUAAAGCAGGUUAUAUCGAUGGAUUUUCAAGUUGUGAGACUCUAUGCUCAGAUGCAGAACGGGACACUCAUGGCUGGAUCACGAGGGCUAAGACCCAAAGGUUUAUCGGAGUUGUGCUGAGCCAAUCACUUGGCACCAUUGGCAUCAAUGACACUGGAGUGGUACGACUCUGUAAUUUUUCUAUAAUCACUUCCUCAUGAAGUUAGUAUGAUCCAUUUUUCAAAUAAAGUCAAAACCGUUGUACAAACUGAAAGAAGAUACUGAUUUGCUUCUCUACAUUCUUCAAAUAUUGAAGUGAAGCUCAAGUCUUUACUUAAA